CCUAGUGGGGCUGCUGCUUCCUAUUACCUCCUGUUUGUAGAUGAAUAGAACAUUUUUAGCAUAUCUCGCGUGGGCCAUUGUGAUUUGGUCACUGAAAGCAUUACAUUGAUACAUAAAGAAACACCAGCCUUUAAGUAGAAGAAUUGUGAUGUCUGCUCAAUUGCCCCCAGUGACCACUGACCAGGUGAAGGUGGCAAUUACCAAGCUGGUGCAGUUCUUACAGAGGACCAGGCAGAUUUCAGAAGCACACACUGUGGAUUUCUAUACUGAAGAUGUUUGGAACAACUUAGUGGCUAUACCCCCGGCUACUGUACUCUCCACGUUCCAUGAACAGUCAAAAACUUCUUCUCAGACACACGGCGGCGUUCCUGAUCUAUCCAGCAUCUUCUGUCACACUACCCAAAGACUAGUAAAUUUCAAGGCUUUUGUCAAAGCCGCGCAGUACCACUCUCUUGCGGAUUUGGGCAUAUGCACUCCAGUAGACGAAUUACUUGAGGCUCUCUCCGUAAAUCAAGCACUAAGACCUAAUAAAGAAAUGAAGGCAGACACGUUUAUGAACGAUAAGAAAUCACAUGAAGUUUUGAUGAUGUCAAAGUUAGUUGAUGGCAUUGCAAGUGUUUGUGGAGUGAAACAGGUCAUAGACUUGGGAGCUGGAAAAGGCUAUUUAAGCUCGUAUUUAUCUAUGCAAUAUGACCUUAAAGUCUAUGGGAUCGACUCUUCUCAUACCACUACAGAUGGAGCCAACAAGAGAAACCGGAAAUUGAAAAAAUAUUGGCAAGCCUAUAAAGCUAAUGCCAGAACAUCUUCAAAAGCUCAGGAAUCUAACCAAACAAAAGCAAGUGUAUUGCCCAGGAACAUGUGCGUGGAAGUAAAUACCAACAGAGAUUUAUCGAGAUAUGAGAACAGUGCAUUCCAAUUAGAGGAAUUAUCCAUUUGUGACUCAGCAAUCAUGGACAAAAGUAAUUCAAACACAAACUCACUCAGUUUAGAACGCUCCAAAGAAGACUAUGAAACAAAUAAUGUGUCACUAGGCAUGGAUGUUUCUCGUGAAAACACUUUGUCCUUCCUGGAUAUCCUGCCGCCUGAUGCUGUGGAACUGUCUUCUGUGUCCCAAGGUGCUUCCAGAGUUCUCAGUGAACAAGAAAAAGAGCAAAGGAAAAUUGAGAAUAUCAAGGCCAAAAAGCGGAAUGAAUCUACUGUUUAUUCGCCCCUCACUUCCUAUGUCACUGCAGACACAGAGCUACGUGACAUUAUUAAAGAUUUUAAGGAAGCGAUUAUGGUGGGCUUACACACAUGUGGAGACCUUGCGCCAAACACAUUACGUAUUUACACCACCAAACCAGAAAUUAAAGCAGUGUGCAGCGUGGGAUGUUGCUACCAUCUGAUGUCUGAGGAAUUUGACAGCCCAGAAAAAGCUAACACAGUGAAAACGUGGGGGUUUCCAAUGAGUCGAUAUGUGAAAGAGAGUUGCUGCUGCAUUGGUCGUAACUCUAGGAUGUCAGCUUGUUUGGCUUUGGAUCGCGUUGCGGUCGGCCAAGGGCUUCCAGUUGAGUCCUUGUUUUACCGAGCUGUGCUGCAGGUCAUGUGCAGAGACAUAUAUGCAAUCACCCAAAGAGACUGGCAAAAACUGCAGGGGGUCAGUUCAGGUGAUUUGAAGGAUAAUAUGCGUGAAAAACGUGUUGGGAAGAUUUAUGCGAAGUCUACAUGCUUUACUGAUUAUGUCAGGAAGUCUCUGCAAAAGCUUGGGCAAGAUCAUUCAAAAUUAUCAGACAAGCAGAUUACAGACUACUACGAAAAAUUUCUCCCUAGAAAAAUUGAACUGGAAGCAUUUAACAUGCUGAAAGUUUUCCUGGCUCCUUCCGUUGAGGCCCUGAUCCUGCUGGAUCGACUUUGUUAUCUUAAAGAACAGGAUAACAUUGGCUGGUCAGGAUUGGUGAAGUUAUUUGAUCCAGUGAAGUCUCCUCGAUGCUACGCAGUAGUUUCACUAAAACAGACAUAACCAUGUGAAGAAAGUCCAUUUUUUUCAGCGCAUCCUUAAAACCUGAAGCACUGCAUUAUCAGACUCCUUUGUACAGAUGAACUCCUGGUACCAUUUUAGUGACAGUAUAUGUCUGCAAGAUUCUCUCACUGUUUUAUAGUUGUUUUAAACCAGAUUCUCACUAAUAGCUAUGGAUUGAGAGCUACAUCACUACAUAUCAUAAUUGCCUUGAAAAUAAUGUUCACUCAUGUACUACAUUUUAAUUUUUUUAAAUAAAGAUAUCAUGAAAAUGGGUGAGAAUGUA
This is a messenger RNA of Spea bombifrons (plains spadefoot toad), 2282 nucleotides long. RefSeq names its product methyltransferase like 25 (gene METTL25). The record is from RefSeq and is a predicted model, not a curated record. The coding region runs from base 149 to 1999 and encodes 616 amino acids. The transcript has 14 exons. NCBI's taxonomy places the organism in Eukaryota, Metazoa, Chordata, Amphibia, Anura, Pelobatidae.